AUAAAAGAGCUACAUUGAUCAAGAUUUGAGACAGACAUACAUGCCUAGCAGAGUUGGAAUCGAGACAAAAUAUUUUAUUAAAUUCUCAGUUUGAUUAAUAAACUCAUUUCAAGUCCGUUUCCUGUCUGUCACCAACAGAAGCAAGCAGCUACUAGCAUCCGUACAAACAUUGUUACUUAUUUUCUCACUCUCAUCACUCCACUCUAGUCACUCUCACUCUCUCUCACUCUUGAGAGCUCCGAGAGAGAAACACUCAGAGAUUCUUCUCUUCUCAGUCAAAAAAAAGAAAAAGAAAAGGGUUUUCAAAAUUCAAGUUCAAUCAGUAGUAGUGAAGCUGCUGGCGGAGUAAUCAUGGUCUCUCAUUUCUUCAUACUUGCUUUGUUCUUCUUCUCUGCAGCAGAACUCUGUAGAGCAAGCACAAUUGGAAUUUGCUAUGGGAGAAAUGCUGAUGAUCUUCCUACGCCAGAUAAAGUAGCCGAUCUGGUUAAAAAUCAAAACAUCAAGUAUCUUAGAAUUUAUGAUGCCAAUAUUCAGGUGCUCAGAGCUUUUGCAAACUCAGGAGUAGAACUCAUGAUUGGAAUUCCCAAUUCAGAUUUGCUUCCAUUCUCCCAGUUUCAGUCCAAUGCAGAUACCUGGCUAAAGAACCAAAUCUUACCUUACUACCCAGCUACAAAAAUCACUUACAUAACUGUGGGUGCCGAAGUAACCGAAAUGCCUGGCAAUAUAUCAGCCUUGGUUGUACCUGCAAUGAAAAAUGUUCAGGCAGCUUUAAAGAAAGCUGGACUUCACAGAAAGAUCAAAAUAUCAACUACCCAUUCGCUAGGAGUCUUAUCUCGAUCGUUCCCUCCCUCAGCUGGAGCUUUUAAUAGCAGCCAUGCCUUCUUCCUGAAACCCUUGUUGGAAUUUCUCGCAGAAAAUCAAUCCCCUUUCAUGAUCGACAUUUAUCCUUACUAUGCUUAUAGAGAUUCGACUACUAAUGUUUCUCUGGACUAUGCAUUGUUCGAGUCUUCCUCGGAAGUUAUUGAUCCAAAUACUGGUUUGAUCUACACAAACAUGCUUGAUGCACAGGUCGAUGCUCUCUACUUUGCACUAUCGGCUUUAAGUUUUCGGACCAUAAAAAUCAUGAUUACCGAGACAGGGUGGCCUUCAAAAGGAGCUGCUAAGGAAACAGCUGCUACUCCUGAUAAUGCUCAGACCUACAACACCAAUUUGAUUCGUCAUGUCAUCAAUAACACAGGAACUCCUGCAAAACCUGGACAAGAAAUGGAUGUGUAUAUCUUUUCUUUGUUUAACGAGAACAGAAAACCAGGAAUGGAAUCCGAGAGAAAUUGGGGAUUAUAUUAUCCUGAUCAGACUAGUAUUUAUACUCUAGAUUUGACUGGAAAAGGUCCGGUAGACACGGACGCUGGAGCAAAUGCAACGAGUACAAAUGGAACAUGGUGUAUAGCUUCGACAACAGCUUCAGAGUUAGACUUGCAGAGUGCUUUGGACUGGGCAUGUAGUUCUGGAAAUGUGGAUUGUUCGGCUAUUCAGCCUAGUCAACCUUGUUUUCAGCCAGACUCUACAAUCUCUCAUGCAUCCUUUGCAUUCAACAGUUAUUAUCAGCAGAAUGGAGCUAGUGAUAUUGCUUGCGGCUUUGGAGGUGCAGGGGUAAAAACUACCAAAAACCCAAGUUAUGAUAACUGCUUAUAUCUCACAGCUGGGAACAUGAAAGUGGGUGCUAACAACGUCACAGCUAUCAAGCCAACAUCAGCAUCAGCGGAGAGUGCUAUUUCUCUGCUGUUUUCUGGGGCAUCACUUGUCAUUUCUCUGUUACUCUUUUGAUAGUUGGUGUUACCUUAAAGGCUUAAAGUGAUGAUAUAUAAACAGACUCAAUUUUCCAGCUUUUGCUACUGUUUAGCCUACCCGACUAGGAGACUUAAGACGUGCCCCCAUAAUCUUGUAUGAGACUACUGAGCUAGUUCUAAAAUAACUACUAACAUUAUCUUUGAUUUCCUUUUCUUUUGUCACAAAUCUGAAGGGUUAAUGGGAUUAAGGAUUAGAGAGAAAUCAGUUAAUUUUCUUUCAUUCUGAAAUUUAGAGUUUAUUUAUAUAUUUUUUUGUUCUUGGGUUAGCAACUUAUUAUUUAGAAAAUUGUUUAAUCUAUUUAUCAAUGAUAUAUGUAAAAUUGUUACAGACCUA
Molecule: messenger RNA, 2181 nt
Organism: Papaver somniferum (opium poppy)
Lineage: Eukaryota; Viridiplantae; Streptophyta; Magnoliopsida; Ranunculales; Papaveraceae
Product: glucan endo-1,3-beta-glucosidase 13-like
Exons: 4
Coding region: 352-1824 (490 amino acids)
Biological process (GO): carbohydrate metabolic process
Cellular component (GO): plasma membrane
Molecular function (GO): hydrolase activity, hydrolyzing O-glycosyl compounds
Source: RefSeq, a predicted model, not a curated record